Nasonia vitripennis (jewel wasp) is the source of this 2474-nucleotide messenger RNA. RefSeq names its product peroxisome biogenesis factor 2 (gene Pex2). The record is from RefSeq and is a predicted model, not a curated record. Lineage: Eukaryota; Metazoa; Arthropoda; Insecta; Hymenoptera; Pteromalidae. The transcript has a single exon. Gene Ontology annotation, cellular component: peroxisomal membrane. Gene Ontology annotation, biological process: protein import into peroxisome matrix. The coding region runs from base 238 to 1092 and encodes 284 amino acids. Gene Ontology annotation, molecular function: zinc ion binding.
UCGGCUCCGUUCCUUUCUUAUGCCAAAAGAUCAGGAUACUGGCAUAACAACUUAACAAGUGCCCGAUCAUAAUAUUCAUAAUAAAGAUUACAAAAACAGUACUUACGGUCUGCAAAAUCAUGCAGUCGUCGAGUUUGACGUCGAUGCAAAUGUUGGAUCCGCAAUUCGUCGACUGCAGACGACGCGGCUAAGGAGAUUUCGUUUAUUCGUUCAACAUUGCACCGAUCAAGUGCGGAUAUGGCAACGUUCGUGUCAAGAGUCAAUCAGAUCGAUGCCGUGCAGCUCGACGAUGAGAUCUACAAGGUCCUGCGAAGUCAAACGGACGAGAUAACCAAGUAUUUCGCUCCGGGAAAGGUAGUCAAGUGGCGGCCGGAGAUCGACGUUCUCGUCAAGUAUCUGAUAUGGAACUACUCGCUGAAGACCAACAGCUCGAGCUUCGGCCAGAGGCUGCUGAAUUUGUCCUACAAGAAUUUGGAUAGAAGAAAAGCUGUGCUGCUGUUUUUGUUCUUAUCGAUACCCGAUUACCUUCGGGAGAGACUGGUGAACGAGAACUUCAUUCUGGAGAGGUUGCCGUCCAACUACCAGAGAAGCAAGUACAAGGGUUACAUCCAACAGGUGGACAACUUCUUCCAUCUGUUGAAUUUUAUUUGGACUUUCUUCUUUCUACGCUUGGGCAAUCAGCCACGAUAUGUGGAAAAACUCUUGGGUAUUUACAAUCAAUCUUCCACCAUGAACAAACCCAGAUCCAUCGGAUACUCAUACAUGACCAGGGAACUGCUGUGGCACGGUUUGAUCGAACUGUUCACCAUCAGCUUGCCGAUGAUAGACUUUCGGCGCAUUCAAAAGUUGUGGAACAGUCUGUGGUUACCCAAGAAGAAAGAGAAAAGCAUCGUUGUUAAUUGUAAACUGGAGGCAAAUGCAAUAUGCUCUUAUUGCAGUCAACCACCAAUUUUACCCAGGUGGGCAGGCUGCCCCCACGUUUUUUGUUAUUAUUGUUUAGAGGCACUAUUUACCAUCAUGGAUCCUUACAAAUGUCCAAUUUGUGAUGACCAAUUAUUUUCCACUGAUAUGAAGACAUAUUUGAAUGUUUGAUACUUUUGUAUAAAUUUAAGACUUUAUUAAAAAUAGUGAUACAAAAAAUUGUUUUUUUCUUAUAUCAAACCAACAAUCAUCAAUAUGAAGGUAUUAGCAUUCAUUAUCGUAAUAAAGUAUAAUUGUAUAUUAGGUAUGUAUGUAGAGUGUGCACGCGUACAGAAAAAUACACUCACAUUCCCAUAUUUUUGUGUAUAUCCAUUUGAAUGCUAACAAACUAAUCAUUAUAGAUACAUCAUUUUAAAAAAAUAUCAUUCUUAAGUCUUAUAAAAUGCUUCUUCCCAUGACGCAUUGAUUGUAACAUAUACACAUAAGAGCCAAAAUGCUUCAUUUACCAAAACACAACAUGAACAAUUAAAAGACUGUCUUCUGGUUCUCGUCUGUCUAUAUAGUCAACUACUAUUUUUCCCACAUGUUAAUGAUCUGCUUUCUAUUUGGUACCAUAUAGUAAAUUCUCUCUCUUUAACAUUACUUUAUUUUACUACAUUUUUUAUAACUAUGAUUAACAGUUCAACAACAAUAUUUAAUAACAAAAUCAAAUUGUAGUAGAAUAAAAGAAAUUAUGAAAUUAAUUAAUGAUACAAAUAUGUAGCUGAUCAACAUGCGAGGAAAAUAAAGCUAACCAUUGCUGGAUUUUACAUGAUUAAAAACGGAAAAAUCGGUGAUUGUUUUUGUCAUGAUCUUUGCCCAAAAGCAAGAAAUGUCAAAAAGUCUGCAGUUUUACAAAAAUGUAUGGUGUAUUAAUCCGUUAUUCAAUCAUUGUGGCUCGUAUGCAUUUUUCAAAAUCGCAGUCAGGUGCUUUACUGCAUACCUCAAUUAAUAUAGUCUCAUGUUAACGCUAAUACUUAAUCAUUUAUUUAUGUAUAAAUUUAAUUUCCAUUCCUUCUUUGUAUAAUUUAUUUUCUUCUAAUUUUUCUUGUAACCAGCGCACCACGCGAAGGAACAAAAGGCACCUUGGUAAUUUCAUGUUUCACCUUAACGCACGUAUCGCAAGGGUUUUAUCACCAUCAUCAAUUGUAAACACCCUAGACGCUCUUACAUCAAGUACAAUAAAUCAUUGAGAAGAAGAAAUAAUAGUACGCUUGUAAACAAUCACAUAGACACAUUUUAGCUUACUAACGAUAGUUCACGCGUAAUUCAUUCGAAAACAUAUUUCAAUAAUUAUCUCAAGCAUAUUACCAACAACAAUAAUAAACGCUUAAAACUGUACAAGCUUAGUCAACAACUCUCAGCGGUAAAAUCGUUCGUUAGGUAAACUCAAAAAAUUCUGUUUGAGAAUCGGGUUCUAUUGCAAAUUUAUAAAUAACGAACAGAAUUUUAUUAUCAAACGCUUUCCGACAGCUGGUAUUAACGUGAGUUUUACCUAACGUUACAUUUGUUUG